Achroia grisella is the source of this 1800-nucleotide messenger RNA. Its product is annotated as disks large homolog 2-like. Lineage: Eukaryota; Metazoa; Arthropoda; Insecta; Lepidoptera; Pyralidae. Bases 340 to 1800 code for a protein of 486 amino acids. Gene Ontology annotation, cellular component: postsynaptic density membrane; neuromuscular junction; neuron projection. Gene Ontology annotation, biological process: chemical synaptic transmission. Gene Ontology annotation, molecular function: protein binding. The record is from RefSeq and is a predicted model, not a curated record. The transcript is spliced from 9 exons.
AACGGAUAGACAGAUUUGUCUGCUCGUAAUUGUUUACAUCCACCGCUAUUUGACCAGUGACCAAGACGUCUAUAGUAGCGUCGAAAUAUCGGAAGUUUUUUAAUAAUAAGUAUUAUCGUAGUAAAUAUCUCGUUUAUACAAUAUAUACAAUUGCAAAACAACUGAGAACAAAGUUCAUAGAAUAUGAAUACUCUUAUUAAUAUCAGAAUAAUAUGUUAUCGUAGAUACAAAAACGAUUUUACAAGUGCACGGAACACGUCAGAAUGAAUAAAGUGUUGACAAACUCGAGUGACAGUUAGUGAGAGAUAAGUGUGUGAUGGUGGAAUUAGUAGUCGCAGCAUGACCACGUGGAUGGCGCUGUUCGGGCUAGUGUGGCUGCUGCGGGUGCGCGGCUCGCUUUGUGGGUGCGCGGCAUGUAAACGCGCGCGUCACGAGGUACACGACGCGCAAUGCGUAUCCAGCCCGCGCACGCCCAGUCCCGAGCGCGCACCUUUUGACGUCAUCGCGUUGGAGAACUACACGCGCGAUGUCACCGUGCAGACUGACUUUGACGAUGAUGAAGUUGAAGAUCUCGAUAAGAUCGAAUUGCAGAUCACCGAAGAAUCUAACGUCAGCAACUACGAGUGUGGGAGGGAACAAGCGACGUCAAGUCCAGGAAGUGACCGUCGACUCUCCGGAAGUUGCCAGAACCCUUCAGAUUCCGAUAACGAGUCUGUGUGGGAGACUACAGACGUGACAUUGGAGCGGGGCGCUGCAGGACUUGGACUUAGUAUAGCUGGUGGUGAGACUGGCGGUGACGUCAGCAUAACACGGCUAGCUACCGGGGGAGCGGCGAAGAAAGACGGCCGCCUGCAGAUAGGGGAUAUUUUGUUACAAGUAAACGAUAUUUCAUUGGAGGGUGCGCCUCAUUCCGUAGCAGUGGAUGCUCUACAGAAAGCCGGCAAUGUUGUUAGAUUACGUGUUCGUCGCGCGCGACGGCCCAGGGUGGUGACAUUGUGGCGAGGCGCUCGCGGACUCGGUUUGGGUAUAGCAGGGGGUGCAGAUGAUGCUGCUGGUGGAGGAGGAGUUUUUGUAUCUCACAUCGCUGUCGGUGGAGCCGCGCAUCAUGAUGGUAGAUUAAGACUAGGAGAUAAAAUAUUGGCAGUCAGAGAUGAAGACGGAAUAGAAACUUCAUUAGUGGGUGCAACUCAUGCUCAAGCUGUAGCAGCCUUAAGAAGCACAGGAGAAAAUGUUACGCUAGUUGUGUUGCCCGCAGGAUCAAUUUUGCCUGUAGCCCGAUCCGCUCCGCUUUAUUCCACAAGAACACAAGCCACUUCAUGUUCAACACUUCACGAAUUGUUAGAGGAGGAGCCGAGUGAAAUACCGAGGUGCGUUCGUAUGGUCCGCUUGGUCCGAUCAGGGUCCCGACUUGGCAUGGACAUUGUCGGGGGACUUGGCGGCGAGUCGGAGGGUAGUAGUGGGGGUGAAGAUGAUGCUUGUGGGGUAUUCGUAUCAGGAGUGUCAGUUGGGGGCGCUGCACAUGGAAUGCUGUACCGUGGGGACAGGAUUCUGAGUGUCGACGGUCGGGACUUAACGCGAGCGACGCAUGAACAGGCUGCUGCUGCUUUAAAGCAAUACUCGGGUAGUGCAGUGUCCAUAGCGGCGCAGUAUCAACCAGAGCAGUAUGAGAGACUGCGCGCACGUAUUCGCGCAAUCAAUGCUGCUGCAGCGAUGUCACCGCAUGUGCGACAUGCCACUCAUGUUGCGCAUGGAACCCAUGUCCCAGUGCAUCCAGACCUGCAUGCUAUGUACCCGAGGUAA